Messenger RNA from Protobothrops mucrosquamatus (brown spotted pit viper), 537 nucleotides. RefSeq names its product crystallin gamma S (gene CRYGS). Gene Ontology annotation, molecular function: structural constituent of eye lens. The record is from RefSeq and is a predicted model, not a curated record. NCBI's taxonomy places the organism in Eukaryota, Metazoa, Chordata, Lepidosauria, Squamata, Viperidae. Gene Ontology annotation, biological process: lens development in camera-type eye; visual perception. Bases 1 to 537 code for a protein of 178 amino acids. The transcript has 3 exons.
AUGUUUAAAACUGGAAACAGGAUUACUUUCUAUGAAGGCAAGAAUUUCCAAGGAUGCCGCUAUGAGUCUGAUAGGGAUUGUUUGGAUUUCCACACUGACUUGAGCCGUUGCAAUUCCAUCCGUGUAGAAAAUGGUGCCUGGGUUGUUUAUGAGCAGCCAAACUUUGCGGGAAACAUGUAUAUUUUGACCCAUGGAGAAUAUCCUGAAUAUCAUUGCUGGAUGGGCCUGAAUGAUAGAGUCAGCUCUUGCAAAUCCAUUCAGUUGACUGGUGGAGACAAAUAUCAGAUCCAGUUUUUUGAGAAGGGUGACUUUAGUGGUCAAAUGCAUGAAUCUACAGAGGAUUGCCCUUCUGUGAUGGAGAAGUUUCACCUGCCAGAAAUCCAUUCUUGCAAAGUUCUGGAUGGGGCAUGGGUUUUCUAUGACCAUCCCAACUUCCGUGGCAAGCAGUAUUUCCUGGAGAGAGGGGAUUAUAGUAAACCCAUGGAGUGGGGGGCUAUAACCCCACUGGUCCAGUCCUUCCGCCAUAUUGCAGAAUAA